Molecule: messenger RNA, 1287 nt
Organism: Babesia bovis T2Bo
Lineage: Eukaryota; Apicomplexa; Aconoidasida; Piroplasmida; Babesiidae
Exons: 1
Coding region: 56-1267 (403 amino acids)
Source: RefSeq, a predicted model, not a curated record
AAAGUAUAUUUUGACGGAGUUCUAUCAUAUUGACUAAUAUUUGCAACUGUCAACAAUGAUAAGCACCAUCUGGGCUACGUUACUAUUUGUGGCUAUCAUUAACCUACAAUAUGUAGUUGAUUCCAUUGAUUUACAGCAACCAUUGCCGAGCACUACGCGUAUGUUCCCCGGGAUUUUUUCUGAUGGUGGUUUUUAUCGUAUGAUUGUUUACAAUACUGAUGGUGAUCAUAACAUAAAAUAUGGCGAUUUGGAUAUUGUGAUUGCACCUUUAAAGCAUUCGAAUGUGAUAUACAUAGAAGAAUAUCAUCGGGGAGAAAAUGUUUUUUUUGAAUUAAAUACGCAGUUUGCUGACGGUGAGUACAGAAGUUAUAAAUCUGUACAUUUCAAGGUGAUUCAUGGGAAACCAUCAAUAAGCAAUAAUUUUGAACUAUACAAUUUUAUACAGGGGCCCGUGUUGCUCUAUGUAGAUGUUAGUACCAGUGCAUCAGUGCACCCUCGCAUAUGGAAAACAGUAUCGGCGGAUGGUUGUAGAAUUACAUUUGAGUUUAUGUCCCUACAUAGGUAUAUGGAACGCCCAUGUUGGCGGGGAAAACCUGGUUUUCUGAUGUCUACUAUAGUGAACACAGAUUUUAGAAUGGAGAGAUCAGGUGUUGUUACAUCAUCGGUUCUCUUUUAUAGUGAGCGUAUAAUCAUAGAUUUGAAUUCUAAGCCAUAUCGCUACAUGCUAGAGUGUAAGGAUCAAUUCUAUAGUGUGGAACCCCUGUCGGGUAUAAUAAAAGCAAAAAAUCCAUUCAGAUCAACUGAGAUGCUCUGGAAACCUAAUGCAGAUGAUGAAGAUACGUCUGUUAAGGAAAGAGUCAGUAUAACCAUUGAUGUGUCCACUAUUCUUAGCACAUCUCCUAACGUUAUAGCUGUACUCAACGUCAAACGUGCAUCUUGGUCAUAUUUCGUAUAUGAGGUGGUUUUAUUUACUUCGGUGAAGAUUGUGGAUGUGCUUGUGGAAAAUUCAGAAAGCAGUGUCACAAUUUAUAACAAUCCGCCUGACGCAUUAAUAGCACGUGUUGAGCGCUACUGCCAAGAUGUGACAAGUGCUGAGUAUGUUGUGGUUCAUGAAUUCAGAAAAGGUUCCAAUGGACUACUGCCACGUACUCAUAUAUUGGAGUUGGUAGAUACAGACGGCAAAAAGAUUUAUGAAGAGGUAUAUAAGCAGCGUAAAAAGCAUAUUGAAAUGGUAACAAACUCUAUCAGGGAUGAACAAUCAUCCUGAUCUUUUUUAUCUUAGGUCAC